Messenger RNA from Aphanomyces astaci, 810 nucleotides. RefSeq names its product pyridoxal 5'-phosphate synthase, glutaminase subunit Pdx2. The transcript has 4 exons. Gene Ontology annotation, molecular function: glutaminase activity. Lineage: Eukaryota; Oomycota; Saprolegniomycetes; Saprolegniales; Verrucalvaceae. The record is from RefSeq and is a predicted model, not a curated record. Gene Ontology annotation, cellular component: glutaminase complex; cytosol. The coding region runs from base 48 to 671 and encodes 207 amino acids. Gene Ontology annotation, biological process: pyridoxine metabolic process; pyridoxal 5'-phosphate biosynthetic process.
CCAAACUCCAUCCAUGGACGCCGUCAGUUUGGAAUUUUCACAACACGAUGGUCAAGAUUGGUGUGCUCGCGUUGCAAGGUGCGUUCGAAGAACACAUUGACAUGCUCAAGCAAGUCGGCGCGGAUGCCGUGGAAGUGCGCUUGCCAGCGGACCUCGCUGGCCUCGACGCGCUCGUGUUUCCCGGCGGCGAGUCCACGGCCAUCGCCAAGGUCGCGGAACGAUGGGGCAUGAUCGAACCCCUCAAGCAAUGGGUGCAUGACAAGAAACCCAUUUGGGGCACGUGCGCCGGUAUGAUCUUGCUGGCGCAUUCCGCGCGCCAUGCCAAGCAAGGCGGCCAAGCGCUCAUCGGUGGCUUGGACGUGGAAGUGAGCCGCAACUUUUUCGGCGCGCAAAUCCGGAGCUUUGAACAACAGAUCCAGGGGCCUCCGGGGUACGGCGACGAGCCAUACACCGCCGUGUUCAUCCGUGCCCCGGCCAUCGUGUCCGUGGGCGAACACAUCGACGUGCUGUCGGAGAUUUCCCACGCGCAGCCCGCCGACGGGUCGGACCCGACCGACGUGAUCGUGGCCGCCCGCAAGGACAACAUCCUCGUGACGGCAUUUCACCCAGAAUUGACCUCGGACACGAGAUGGCACCAGUACUUUGUGGAGCAGAUUGUCUCGACCAAGUAAGGGCACCGAAGAGUAGUACUACUAGUAGUAGUAUACUAGUAUAGAAUGAAGGCUGUGUUGGGUUGAAUGUCGCCGUAGUAGAGUACUACUAGUAGUACUAUAAAUAGAAGUAUCGAAGACAUUGUUAGGUUUGCAAACA